Molecule: messenger RNA, 1698 nt
Organism: Aquila chrysaetos chrysaetos
Lineage: Eukaryota; Metazoa; Chordata; Aves; Accipitriformes; Accipitridae
Gene: ACKR1
Product: atypical chemokine receptor 1 (Duffy blood group)
Exons: 2
Coding region: 248-1198 (316 amino acids)
Biological process (GO): chemokine-mediated signaling pathway; inflammatory response
Cellular component (GO): membrane
Molecular function (GO): chemokine binding
Source: RefSeq, a predicted model, not a curated record
CCUUUCGACCAGGAGGAGUGGAGCCCGAGGGAGAGCGAGCGGAGCAGGCACCAACUGUGCAACACGGGUCUUGGAGAGCGUGCACCGCUGUGCGUGGUGCCCAUUGGAGAGCGUGCACCCCUGAGCAUGCACCGCUGGGCGCAGUGCCCUGCCGUGAGCGCGCGUGGCUGAGCGUUGGCUGCCACGCACAGCGCCCACUGAAGACCCCGGAACACAGAGGAGCAGGUGCCAUCCUGGGACACACAUCAUGGGCAACUGUAUCCCGGUGAGCCCUAGAGUCCUGGAGAGCGAAAACUCCCUGGACCUGCUGGAGAUCAUGAGCAACUUCUCCUAUGAUGGCAGUAACGUGACCUUCCUGGACUACGACGCUGCGCCUUGCCACAACCAGUACUGUCCCCUCUUCCAGCGUGUAGCCCCCACCUUCCUGGCCAUCACCUGUGCCACAGCCAUCCUCGGCACUGGGGCACUGCUGGUGGCACUGGCCAAGCGGCCUCAUGCCUGGGGCUGGCCCCAGAGCCGAGCGCUGGUGGCCCAGCUGGCAGUGGGGACGGGUCUCUUUGCCGCCCUGCUGCCACCGGUGGCAGUAGGCAUCAGGCAGGGCUGGCAACUGGGCACAGGGCUGUGCAGGCUCACCCACCUGCUGUGGUACUGGAGCCUCUUCGUGCAGGGGCUGCUGGUGGGCAGCGGCUCCUGCAGCACUGCCUGGUGUCGCUGGGACGCCCGGAGCCAGCGGCUGGCUGUGGCCGUGUGGGCCGGGGCACUGCUGCUGGCAACGCCAGCAGCUCUCGCCAGUGGCACGGUGGCAGCCCCGGAGACGAGCUGCCUCCGCCGGAGCGUGGACAUCCUCUCCCCAGUGUACCUGCUGCACCUCGCCCUCUGCCUCUGCCUCUUCCUGCUGCUGCCGGCAGCGCUGCUGGUGGCCACGCUGGCUGUGCCGUGGCUGAGGUCAGGGUGGAAGCCAGGCGUCAGCGCGAGCUGGCUCUUCUUUGGGCUCUGGGUGCCUUAUGGCAUGGGGCUGGCCGUGGAUUUCCUCCUGCACGCCCAGCUGCUGCAGCCCACCUGUGGCACCUUUGAGCACUUUGACUACGUGCUGGGGCUGAGCGAGGGGCUGGGGGUGCUGCACUGCUGCCUGGGGCCCGCAGCACUGCUCGCUGCCUGGCUCUGCCGCCGCGGGGCAGGUGCCAGUGGCAGCGGCUGAGCUCCUGGAGCUGCAGCUGCGGGCCUCAUGCUAGCCCCUGGCACCCCGGCCCCCAGCACCAUCCCCUCUCCCCACAGUGUCCCCACCAGCCCCGCAGCUUCUGCCACACAGGCAACGCUCCCCCAGGACCCAGGAGAGAGCAACACGGGCCCAUUAUGUGCCAGGCUUGGUGCCUUUCCUCCCUCCGUCCUCUUUCUUGGGGUCUCAGCCCCACUGUUUGGGGCCAGACACCCCAAUUUGCUCACAGGAGAGAGACCUGGGUUGCCUCAAGCAUCUCCCCAAGCCCCCAGGCGGUGUCAGCCCAGGCUCCUGCACACCUCUGGAGACCCCCGAGGUUCAACCCCAGCCCACCCAACUCCACCGGGAGAUUUCAGCAGGCAGAAAGGGCAGUGGUGAUGUGAAGCGACAGGGGAUUUUUCACUCCCUCCUGACAAGCCGAGUUAAGCAUCAUGUCUGAGAUCAGCCAGUGGGAAUUACAUACAAUACAUACGUCUGUUAGA